Messenger RNA from Xiphophorus hellerii (green swordtail), 2209 nucleotides. RefSeq names its product fibroblast growth factor receptor 2-like. Gene Ontology annotation, biological process: interleukin-15-mediated signaling pathway; T cell activation; positive regulation of ERK1 and ERK2 cascade. Bases 219 to 1190 code for a protein of 323 amino acids. Gene Ontology annotation, cellular component: membrane raft; external side of plasma membrane. The record is from RefSeq and is a predicted model, not a curated record. Gene Ontology annotation, molecular function: protein tyrosine kinase binding; MHC class II protein binding. NCBI's taxonomy places the organism in Eukaryota, Metazoa, Chordata, Actinopteri, Cyprinodontiformes, Poeciliidae. The transcript is spliced from 7 exons.
UAUUUAUAUUUUAUAUUUACAUAAAUUUGUUUUUUAGAAAUGGGGUCUUCAUCCUGUUUUUUAAAAAAGGAUGAGCUAAUGGUAUGGAAACCAAAUGACGUCAUGCAUGGUGGGUGUUGCUUCAUUCAGAAUGUCAACUCCAAGAAGGAAGUUACAUCGUCUUCACUUUGAGGCUGAGAGAGUUGAACAACGUCCAGCGGCUGCUGGACAGACAAGAAAUGCCCAGACUGGAGGUAUUGCUGCUCUUUGUGCUGCAGUUGGAAGGUAUCAGUGGAGAUGGACCUGAUUUCUAUCGCACAGUUGGAGAUGAUGUUGUUUUUCCUUGUGUUGGUCCAUCUUCUUCAUCGUGCCGCAGUGUUAAAUGGCUUUAUAACGACAUUCUUGGCAGAAUCACUGAGGACAAAGUCACAGAUGGAAAUAUUGACCAGAAGUCAGUUAAUGCUGCCAGGCUGAGUUUGAACACUGACUGCUCUCUGAUCAUAAAGAACAUCAUUCCUGAGGAUGCUGGACGUUACACCUGCAGGAGAGGAAACACAGACAGCCUAAUGCAUCUGAAUAUUUUAUCCAUCUCUCCAUCUCAACCAGCUGGUGAUGCAACAAAGGAUGGAAAUAUAAAUCUACAAUGUUCUCUGUGGAGCUUUUCACAGACCACAUGUUCAGUUAACAGACUCGUCUGGAUAAACGACACAGGAAACAAACUAGUUGGUGAAGAUGUCACCGACCAGAAGACCAGUUCACAGAUCCGGUGUGUUUCCUCUCUGACUGUGAAGCCUCUGAAUAACAGAUACACCUGCCAGUUUAUUCAGAGAAACACAGUGAAGGUAGAAGCUCACUACCCACCUUUAUCUACAGAUCAGACUCUGAUCUACAUCAUUGGACCGGUGCUGGGAGUGGGGCUGCUGCUGCUGGCUGCCAUCGCUGCUGUUCUCAUCAAUUGCAGAAGGAGAACCAAACAGUCAGACGAGCCCAAGAACUCCAAUUCAGAUGUCAGAAAAACAAACAAUCAAAUUCACCAAAAUGCGGAGUCGCCGUCCACUCUGACGUAUUCAUCGAUCCGCCAUUUUACUCCAAACUCCCCUCUCAGGGUCACAGUUCAACACGAUGAGGUCACUUAUUCUGCUCUGAAGCCUGAAAUGGAGACGGACUUCGAUCUCAGCAGUCUCUACAGUCGUGUCAUCAAACCAGAAUAAACCAGACAGGAUGACAUGAAUUAUCAUGACUUUGCAUUAGUAAACCUCUUAAAAGGAAGUGACAAGUGUGUUUCUCCAUAAAUGGACACAUAGUUCUAGUUUAUUAUUGAGGAAGUGCAACUAUGUUUUUUUUUCUUUGCAUUUAAGAUUUCAUCAUAAAAAACCCCAGUGAAAAAAGCUGCGAGAAAAAGCUAAGAAAAAGAAGAAGCUAUUAGGAAACUACUUGAUCAAAUGAGGAGAUCAAUAACCAAAGCUCAUCCUGGAAAUCCAUUUAAUUCCAUCAUUUAGUGGGAGGAUGUGACUGUAUUACACUGGAAUGUCUCAAACAUCAAAUUGGUGGUUAAAAUAUUUAGAUUGUUUUUGUGCGAUAUGCAAGAAAAGUACCAAAUGUAGUUGGAUAUAAAAAAGGCAACUGUAAUGGUUGCCCUGGCUACCCUUUAGCCAGUUAGCUAAAGGGUCCUUGACUCAGACUGACAGCAUCUGCAGCAUCAGGAUUUAGUAAACCAGGUUUCCUGAAUCUGAUGUUUUGUGGAAGUGGUUGGGCAAUAUUCCCCACAAACAGAUUAUGUGGAGAGCAGAAGGUUCUCACAUGGUUAUUACAUCAGAUUAAUCUGUCAUACAGAAGAGGUUAACACCAAGCGCUAAUUAGCAUGUGGCUAACACAAUCAAAAACAGUUUAAUCUCUUUCACUCCUAUUAAAGAUCUUAAAAGUGCUGUGCAUCUUUUCCCAGCAAAUGUGAAAAAUAUUAGUUUGACUUUUUAUUCUUUAGUUAAAAAAUCUAAACAAGUUUAUGAAUUUUCUUAAUACUUAAGUCUUAACUGAGUUUGGAUUAUGAGCUGCAAAAUUAAGUGUUUGAAAAUCAACUAAUAUGUAGCCUCAGUAGAGAUUUUGCAUAAACUUCAUUCUUCAGGUUUUUUAUAUUGCCUUUAACAAUAAGAGAUUCUCAGUUAUGUAACAAUAUAAAUUUAUUCUAUACGUGUUUUUUCUCUGUCUUAAUAAAAUUUUAAAUAAUUGUGAA